Messenger RNA from Ruditapes philippinarum (Manila clam), 885 nucleotides. RefSeq names its product prion-like-(Q/N-rich) domain-bearing protein 25. NCBI's taxonomy places the organism in Eukaryota, Metazoa, Mollusca, Bivalvia, Venerida, Veneridae. The record is from RefSeq and is a predicted model, not a curated record.
UUUAUCAUGGCGACUGUGGACAAAGUUCGGAUUGUUACACUUUAAUGCCAAAUACUAAAUGUGAUUUUCAUUUACUACUGUGUGUAUGCGACACUGAUUACACCUAUGACUCAGAAAGCGUCACGUGCCAGGGAGGCGCGACCACGACCCCAGCCCCUGAUAGCACUACCGCAGCGCCUAUUGGUUAUGGUGAACAAUGUUCGGCAACAUCUGAGUGUGUUGCCCAUUCAUCAUGCACGCGCGGCACGUGUUCUUGCAAUGCGGGCUACAGAACCAACGGAACUAUGUGCCAGAAAAUAAUUGGCGGACCUUGUGUUUACACAUCCCAGUGUACAUACUACGAACCCAACUCCAACUGUAAUAAUCGGUUCAUGCAAGUGUCUGGACGGGUAUUAUGAGACAGAGGUGCUUUGUUCGAAAGGGGGACAAGCGCAGACCUUCAGCUUUUUGGUAGUCGUUGCUCACGUGCUAUUUGUUGCUAUGGUAACGAAGCGUUUACCUUCAUCUUUAUAAGGCGGAUGAUAAACAAAAAAGAAAUGUGGUGAUUUAAAGAAUAGUUAAUCCAAUUAUAUUUUGCAUGCUGAAUACAAAUAAUACAUGGAUUGUUAAAAUAGUAUACAUACUGACACUAGAUAUUCUUUGAAGUUUUGUUGACUCGCCUUUUGCGUUCUGCUUGCUUUUCUCGCUCACCUGACUCGCUCUCCUUUGACAUUGGCUGUAAAAUUGGCAAUUAUUGAGACACUACAUUGUAUCAUCUGCAUUGUUGAAUCAUUUUAAUCAUUGUACUUUAUCGUUGUAACAGAUCAUUUGAAAUAUAUUUUAUGCUAAGCUGUUGAUUUGUAACAAGUAGACACAUUUUCAUAUAAGUCGCCGAAAAGGCGACUG